Linum trigynum is the source of this 315-nucleotide messenger RNA. The record is from the annotation of a GenBank genome assembly. NCBI's taxonomy places the organism in Eukaryota, Viridiplantae, Streptophyta, Magnoliopsida, Malpighiales, Linaceae.
AUGGAUGAGACGGAGAAGGUUAUAUUGGAGCCUACAAAGAGUGGUGGAAUAUUUGAUCUUAGGCCAAGUGCUGUAGGUAAUGAUGACCUGCUGUACUACGACCCUGCUAGUGUAAUCAUAUGUGCCAUUGGAUCCCGCUAUAACAGUUACUGCUCAAAUGUUGUCAGGUCUUUCUUGAUUGAUGCCGGGUCUUUUCAAAACAAAGUAUAUGAGGUCCUUCUCAAGGCUCAUGAAGCUGCUAUCGGUGCCUUGAAACCUGGUAACCCAGUUAGUGCAGUAUAUGAGGCUGGCCGCUCCUUAGUUAAGUCUGUCUGA